GCCGUUGACCCCGCUAUUCGUGAGAUAUAUCAUAGCAUUGCCUGCAAUCUGCGGAUCUUGCUCCUAAACCAUCCUAUCUUUCUGCUUCGGCAUACCCCGCUACAAGUCUACUCCCCAUUCCAUCCUACUCCUUAUCCUCGAUCAGGCUGUUACAUCUUCACCCUAAAUCAUGCAAUCAACCACCAUCAUGGAGGAACACGAAGAGUCCGAGUAUCUCGAGGACUCCGAGGACUCUAGCGACAUCUCGGAUGGCCAGCCCGAAUGUAAUUACAUUUACCACGAUGACCUACCAAUCUUGCCAACCUGUUACGUGUAUGUCGCUAUACUACCAGGGGACGGCGUAUUGAAGCACUGGAUGCUUUACAUCGACGCUCCAACCUACACCGAAAAGCCCAUUAUCCACCUCGUCGGAUCCCCAGAUUCUUACCGAGUCGAAACACGAUUUUUGACAGACGAAGAUGAAGAUAGUUUCAUUGACCGUGUUAAUUUGUGUGAUAUUCCAAAUCGACAGGGAGUGUACGAUGCUAUUAUCAAUGCUGGAGAACGUGCACGCGUCAAUAACCAAGAUCCGAGCUAUAACUCUCAGGUCUAUAUUCUUAGGCUUUUGCGUGCAUUGGAAAGGCGACGCAUUGUCAGCAACAAAGAUUCAAAGUAUAAAGAGGCAAAGAAAAAAUUGAAGGGAAAACAGCAGAGGCCGAACGUUAUGCAGUGAAUGAAUGUUAGGUCGUUACUGCCUAGGGUGCUGAUGCGUUGCUGUUGGCGCCUUUCGUUUAGUAUGACUUUGCUUUUGAAAGGGUAUGCGUGAUGUGGAACAUCUCGUGCCUCUUUAUCUAGGAAUAUCAAUGGAAUCUUGGAUUUGUUUUCCAA
Aspergillus piperis CBS 112811 is the source of this 867-nucleotide messenger RNA. RefSeq lists its product as uncharacterized. NCBI's taxonomy places the organism in Eukaryota, Fungi, Ascomycota, Eurotiomycetes, Eurotiales, Aspergillaceae. The transcript has a single exon. The coding region runs from base 170 to 712 and encodes 180 amino acids. The record is from RefSeq and is a predicted model, not a curated record.